AUGAAGCAGAGUGAAGUAAUUACGGAGCCAUAUUUGAACUACGGAUACAGAAGUUUUUAUCCCUACAAUCCUUGGACAGCCAACAACGUAAAAACGCAUUACUCGCAGCCACUUGUGCCAGCGUUCGUCCGGCAAAGUUCAAACAUCUUACCGCCAAAUUUCAGCCCGCCACCUGUCUUAAAAAAUGAUAAUGACGUCAUUGAUGACGCCGAUGACGACGGGAUUUAUGUACAUAUCGGGCCAGUCAAAUUAAUUAUGGAAAAACACGGGCGGAAUAUAGCUGACUAUUUUGCACUUCGAGUCGUACACGAGGUGCCUGCCGAACUCUUAGAGGAGGUUGAAGGAAUAUAUUUUUCAGAUUUUAUAGUUAGAGAUUUGUACGGACGCCUGUUCAUUUAUAAGGAGAAUAUAAUGAAAUUCAUUAAUAAAUACGGACCCUAUAAUCUGAGAUUGAAGAAUCCAUAUCAGUUAUCGAAUGUGAAUAAUUUCAGUCAGUUUUAUACAUUUAAUAAGAACAAAUAUCAAAAAAAUCUUCUUACUUCUACUACUACUUCUACCGAGAAAUCUAUUCAUCGACAGAAUGUCAGCACGCCGCAUAGACUCGAUAAAGGUAACGUUGAAAAUGAAGAUGUGAGACAUUCGGAAUUUAAAAAACCGAACUCUAUCCCGCUCAGAUUGCAAAAAAAUAAACAACAGCAAGAGAACACAAACAUGACAACUAAUAAAAAUGCCAUCUUCCAAACUUCAAACACCAAUCAAAAAACUGAUCACCAGCGAAAAUUAAAUAACGAUAUAACGAUUGAACUGCCUGACCUCAGCCAACCACCACCAAACUGGUUCUCACAACAACAUCAACAACUCAUUCAACAGCAUCAACAACAACAACAUCAACAAAUGAUUCGACAACAUCAACAACAACAGCAACAUCAACAACUCAUUCAACAACAUCAACAACAACAGCAACAACUCAUUCAACAACAUCACCAACAACAGCAACAUCAACAACAGGUGAAUACAAUGACACCACAAGAAUAUUACUUAGCCCAAGUAGCAGAAUAUCUUCCACCACAGCUACUACAACAACCAGCUCAGUUACCAACAAUCUUUGAUCCAACUAAUGUUAGCCACCCGUCAUCAACUUUAUACAGCAACAGCUUUUUAUUGUCUCAAUGGCCCCUUCAACAAUUUCACGAGCUUCCAUACAAUCAGUGUUUAGUUAAUCCAGACAUUAACUAUCAUCACGAUCAAUAUCCACAAACGAUAGAUUGGAUUUGGCCCCAAGAGGAUAUGUCCCAACCUAUCCACUACACAGAUCCGUACAACCCGUACCCUCAACAACAUCAAAACUUCGAUCCAGUGCAUCAUUCAACUUUCCCGAACUACCAGCAAUUUUAUAAUGGCCAUACGGAGCCUAAAAAAGAUGAACGCAUGAGCAAGCAAGGAGAUAGAAAAUAUUCUCGCAGUAGAGACCAUGAUUCAGACUACAAACGCCACAAAACUGACAUGGAUAACAGGCAUAUCCUAUCAACUCAUCCUUCACAAAGGAAAAGAACAAAUUCGAGAUCUCCAUCCAUGUGCACCAGCAAACGAUCAUCUGACUAUCGUAACGGUAGAGAUUUUCAUGUUGAGAAGCAUGAUAGUAGGUUGCCUAGCCGAAGUCGUAGCAAACAUUAUGAAAAGUGUAGUAGUCGUGGUGGCGAUGGUGGCCGUCAUAAAAGAUCUUGUAGUAGAGGUAGUCGACGCUACGAAAGAUCUGGUAGUAGAAGUGAACGUAGCAGCCACAGUGGACACUGUGAAAAAUCUAGUAGUCGCAGCCACAAAGAUGGAGCUAGUGUUUCGACAAAAUAUGGAAACCGUUCCUCAACAUUCACAAACAAGCCCGAUAGAGAGCCGUCUAUAAAAGCAAAAUCGCAAGCUUACCAUCCAAACUCAGGAAGACACAGCAAAAACGCAACAAACGCUACUACGUAUACGCACUGCGAUGACCAAAAAAUUAACCACAGCCACAACCACAGCCACAACUACCACCGCUACAAUGAAAGUUACGCAAACACCAAGAGAUUAAACGAGAGCGUUGUUUACGAUGUAGGUUUGAAUCUAUGGAGGAGGCCUAGGAACGCUAGCCUAAAACGAAAACUGUCAUUAGCUGAAGAUUUUGACGUUAAAAAGAUGCGAUGA
Molecule: messenger RNA, 2178 nt
Organism: Helobdella robusta
Lineage: Eukaryota; Metazoa; Annelida; Clitellata; Rhynchobdellida; Glossiphoniidae
Exons: 3
Coding region: 1-2178 (725 amino acids)
Source: RefSeq, a predicted model, not a curated record